UGUCUGACCUAUCAAAGUAUCUCAGAUAUGCAGGAGGAAGAAGUAUACACAUCCCUUCAAUGGGAUACUCCACCACCAAACCUUUACCAGAAACAUCUAUCUUCCACCAAAUAUUCAGGAACAUGGUGUCUCGUGAUGGUGAUUUUAUGUAUCUUCUGCAUGGGCUCAUUAGCAACUUCCAUUUUCUUGGGCAUCAAGUUGUUCCAGGUGUCUACUAUUGCAAAGAAGCAGCAAGAAAAUCUAUUUCAACAGGACACAGCACUGUCGAACUUCACACAAGGGAAGGGAAACCGUGACCUCCAGAUGGAAUAUUGCCAAAACUUGAUGCAAAACUCUUUCAGUUUAGGCCACAACUGCAACCCUUGUCCAGACAACUGGAUUCAGAAUGGAGAAAGGUGUUACUAUGUCUUUGAAACCUGGAAAAUUUGGCAAAUCAGUAAACAGGAUUGUUUAAAGAAGGGCUCUAAUCUUCUACAAAUAGACAGCAAAGAAGAAAUGGACUUUAUCACUGGCAGCCUGAGGAUGAUCAAAAGCGACUAUGAUUACUGGGUGGGGCUGUCUCAGGAAGAACUCGGCCAAUCUUGGUUUUGGCAAGAUGGCUCCUCCCCUUCUCCCAACCUGUUGUCAACACAGAAACCCCAAUCAACUCACAAGCUCUGUGGAUACCUCAGACACAAGUUCCUCUUUUUUGCUAACUGCACCAUGUGGAAAUAUUUUAUCUGUGAGAAGUAUGUGUUAAAAUCCUCUAUUUGAAAGAAAUCGUGCUCAAAGUCAUCUAUUGCAAUAGCAUUUGGAACAGAUCAUUGGAAAGCCUGCCACGAAAUGACAAAGAGCAAAUGCAGAAGACCAAAGUAAGGGCAAGAAAAUUAGCUAUCUGGGACUCAAAACUUAUUUUUGCAUUUGCACUGGGUAAUAUUCUUCAAUACUGAUUUCAAAUUGCCAAGAAUACAAUUAAUUCAGAAUUACAGAGUACAAAACUCUGAAGGAUUGAGAACAAAUUGAAGAAAAAGUAUAUCCAUGUGUCGCUUUUCUU
Pteropus alecto (black flying fox) is the source of this 1033-nucleotide messenger RNA. It is a transcript of the gene CLEC9A, whose product is annotated as C-type lectin domain containing 9A. The coding region runs from base 28 to 753 and encodes 241 amino acids. The transcript is spliced from 6 exons. The record is from RefSeq and is a predicted model, not a curated record. Lineage: Eukaryota; Metazoa; Chordata; Mammalia; Chiroptera; Pteropodidae. Gene Ontology annotation, cellular component: membrane; cell surface. Gene Ontology annotation, biological process: receptor-mediated endocytosis.